Carassius gibelio (silver crucian carp) is the source of this 3505-nucleotide messenger RNA. RefSeq names its product caldesmon 1b (gene cald1b). Lineage: Eukaryota; Metazoa; Chordata; Actinopteri; Cypriniformes; Cyprinidae. The record is from RefSeq and is a predicted model, not a curated record. Gene Ontology annotation, biological process: angiogenesis; actin filament bundle assembly. Gene Ontology annotation, cellular component: actin cytoskeleton. The transcript is spliced from 16 exons. Bases 124 to 1824 code for a protein of 566 amino acids. Gene Ontology annotation, molecular function: actin binding; myosin binding.
GGCUCGUGUCACUCCUGCAUUGUCCUUUCAGCAGCACGAGCACACUUCAGAACUUUCAAUUGGACAGCGCAGAAACCCGCUCCAGAUCCUUACAGCUUGCACCCCAAGAGCUCUGUGUGAAUCAUGGAUGAGGACAUUGACUUUGAGCAUCGCAGAGAGUUACGGAGACAAAAGCGAGAAGAGAUGCAGUGGGAGGCAGAGAAGAUGAACUCUCCCGAUGAUGAUGAGGAAGCGGCCCGGGAGCGCCGGAGACGAGCCCGUCAGGAACGCCUGCGCAAUAUGGAGAAUGAGGAGUCGAAUAACACUACAAUGGAAACUAACAGUACAGAGACGUCCUCCUUGAUCACUAGUUUUGCACCAACUGAGGAUGAUGAACAGGCUCUCUUAGAGAGGAUUGCCAAAAGAGAAGAGCGGAGACAGAAAAGGAUGAAGGAAGCUUUGGAGAGACAGAAGGAACUUGAUCCCACCAUCACGGAUGAAACUGUAACCACCACCACCACAGACGACGAGCCAAGUGGUAGAAAUGGUGAACAAGAGUCCUCCCAAAAUGAUGUUCAGUCUUCAGAAACCAACUCUUGGAAGGAAAGGGAAGAGAAAAACGAGGAAGAAAAGAUAGAGGAAAGCAGCGUUGAAGUGGAAGAGGCAAUCACAAAAAAGGAAGACCCAGUGCCAGUCACAGCAGCCGAGGAACCCAAAGAAUCUUCUGAGAAGACUGAGGAACCAGAAGAGGAAGAUGGAUCACAGAGGUCCUACCUCAGAGAACAGAAUUCCACAGAGGAGAAACCAAAAGAAGCAGCUGCACUGAAUGAGGUUGUAGAGGAAAAACCAAAACCUUCCUUUUUACGUGACAAAUUGAACGUGUCGACAAAGCCACAAGAUGUAGCUGACAGCAACGCCAAAGCCAAGAAACCAGAGAAGACACUAAGUCCCACCGGCUUGCGUUCUCCUGACACAGAAAAGCAUGAUCCUAUUGCUAAGCUGGAGGCAGAACGCAAGCUCCAAGAGCUGAAGCGCAGGCGGAAUGAGACAGACAGCGAGGUGCUGGAGAAGAUGAAGCAGAAGCAGCAAACUGCCGAGGCCGAGCUCGAGGAGCUGAAGAAGAAGAGGGAGGAAAGGAGAAAGAUUCUGGAGGAGGAAGAGAAGCAGAAGAAACAGCAGCUGGCAGAAAAGAAAGCCAAAGAGGAGGAAGAGAGGAAGAAGAUGAAGGAAGAGAUUGAGCGAAGGAGAGCAGAGGCAGCCGAGAAAAAAAAACAAAAGGAGGAGUCGAAAGAAGGGAGCAAAGCACCAUUCAUCGCUCCGAAGGGUGCCUCCGCAAAGAUUGGAGAGAAGGCUGAAUUUCUCAACAAAUCUGCUCUAAAAAGUCCGGUUAAGACGUCACACACUCCAUUAGUUUGCAAGAUUGGAAACAGACUAGAGCAAUACACUUCUGCUGUUCAGACCAAAGAAGUGACCAAAUCACCCAAAUCUUCUGUGGAUGUACCUGUGGCGGAAAGUCUGCGGAGCAUCAAGAGCAUGUGGGAGAAGGGGAAUGUGGUCAACCCCAGCCCGAGUCCAGCCAGCCCCCCACCGAUCACCAAGGAAACAGCUGGUCUGAACAUAGGUGUGGCUGGUCGCAUUAACAGCUGGAAAACCAAGACUCCAGAGCCCAAGCCUGCUGAACCCAAACCAGCUCCUGAACCAGAAAAACCGCCUGCUAAAACAGAGCAAAAGCCAGCUGAGGUCACUAAAUCUCGUGGCCCAUGGGAAACAAAGGGCUCCACACCUGCCAAGGUGUUCGCAGCCAAGAGUAAAUUUGAAUUUGUCACAAAUGGAACAAGAAAAUAAAGACAUCCAAUGGAACUCAGAUCAGCCCAAGUGGAAGAUGCAUCCAUUAAAUGUGCAUGAUUUUGCAACUUCAGGACACUAAUCUUAUAUUGGAUCAAGCAACAAUUUACAGUACAAAAUAAACAUUUUGUAAGUUUAAGAAAAGCCUUUAAACUAAAACAUUUAAAUGUAUUAAAAUGAUCAUGAAUGCACAAGCCAAAUAAUACAUAUUCAAGUAUUAAAGGGUUAGUUCACCCAAAAAUAAAAAUUCUGUGAUUGAUUACUUACCGUCUUGUUGUUCCAAACCCGUAAAGACUUCGGAACACAAAUUAAUGGAACCUGUAUGCGCAAAAAGAACACAUGCUCAUUUAAUUUGCAAAGGGAGAAAUGCACAUGAAUGAGUUGUGCUAUUGUCGACUGACACAGAAGGGAAGAAAUUGUUGAAUUAAGUCGUUAUUUUUGUUUUCCUUGCACACAAAAAAAGUAUUAUUGAUUUAUUAUUAACCACUGAUGUUAAAUGGACUAUUUUAAUAAUGUCCUUCCUAACUAUCUUUCUGGGCCUUGAACGUGGAGGUUGCGUUGCUGCCUACGCAUGGUCAGAAAGCUCUCGGAUUUCAUCAAAAAUAUCUUAAAUUGUGUUCUGGAGAUGAACGAAGAACUUACGGGUUUGGAACAACAUGAUGGCAAGUAAUCAAUUUUCAUUUUUGGGUGAACUAUCCCUUUAAUAGUUAAACAUAUCAAACAUUAUUAAAAAGUGACAGGUGGAUUUACACCAACAUACUGUAGAAUUUGAUUGGACGCAAGUGUUUAAGUGGAAACUGUUUUCACUUAUCUUUUAAACAUUGAUACACUUAUUUAUUUUGCUCUCAUAACUAUGCAUGAUUAUAUGGUUGAAUUUUAUUAUUUGCAUUUAGCAUUAUUUUGUCCCUACUGUCCGGAACCCUAUAAGAUAAAAAAUUAACCUAAAAACAUUUUUUUAUUGAAUUAUAUAAACAAUUUACUUUUUUAUAACAUCAGAAAAUAAAUGAUAAUAAACAAUUAUAAAACAAUUACAGCUACCAGUAACCAUUAAAACAGUUGCGAUCACAUUAACAAAACUGUCUUUUGUCAAUAAGUGUAAACGUACAGUUCAUGCAGAAGUCACUUUCAAACCAAGUAAAUUUGUGCAACCAAUGUAAACCUGUUGCGAAGUCUGUGUGGGCCUUAAGCAAACUUCCAGAUUGUGUGGAAUCCUAUUGUAAUGGCAGGAUUUUGCUCAUUAAUAUUUGCCAAACAACACUAAAUUUAACUGCAUCUUUCUUUAGACUGCAUCUAUAGUCUUGAUAAUGACAUUAUUAAAAAAUUACAAUUUUAAUUUUAACCUUCCCAUUCACCCUCUGAAGUUUCAUGGUCAUGGAGGUUCAGAUGACCUGUUUCUUUUGCACUCAUGAUGUAAUGCUUUUUAACAUGUUGUGGUUUAGGUGUUUGAUCAUGCUUUGCUAAUACUGCUUUUGCCUUAUGACUUUGCACUUGGACUCUCAAAGUCAUGCUACAUCUUAACAGUCUUACUGGUACAGCAUUAUAAAUCAUUUUGGUAGUAAAAUAGCUCAACUCUUUCAAAAUAUCCAUCAAGUUUGUCCUACCAUAACAGCUCAGACUAUCAGCGACUGUACAACUGUUGUAUUGUCAAUCAAGCUUUCACAGUAAAGUAGUGAUACGUGCA